GACACGACACGACACGACAUUCGUUAAAUGUCUCUCAUAAUUUUCCCCUUUAUUUAUAAUUGUUUUGUAGUAAUAACUUUUUGAUGUAAUAUGUUUAAAAAUUCCCACCACAUAUCAAAUUGACAAAUUCUGCAUCGAUAGUUCCUCUCACAAACACAAACAGAGUCAAAAGCAGUGACUCUGUUCCAAAAGCAAAGCAGCUUCGCAAGAAGAUCAAAUCCGAAAAUGUGCGAUCGAUCUUAAUCCUUUUGUUUUAUUACUAUGACAUCACUUCCUAAAUUUCCGGUAAAAUCUUUUAUUUCCCGUAUACCUCGUGGUUCCUUUUUAUUGACGUUAUCUCUCAAAUUUCUCUCUUCAAUUAAUUUAAUUGGUUCUUCUGUCUUAUGAACGACAACAGAGGAGCUCUAUCUCGUUUCCUCUUAUUUAUUAACAAUUCUCAUACACACACUAACAGAAACACACAUGUUUGUUUGAUUUCAUCUUUGUUUUCGUGUCUGAAAAGAGAUAAUCUGUUUUAUUUGAUUUGACUUUUGAGAGAACAGAGCAUAUAGAAACAGAGCAGCUCUGUUUUUUUUUGUUUGUGUUGCAGUUUGUAGAAGUAUGGAGAGGUAUGAGAUAGUGAAGGAUAUUGGGUCUGGUAAUUUCGGAGUAGCAAAGCUUGUUCGUGAGAAAUUUUCCAAAGAGCUUUUCGCUAUUAAGUUCAUCGAGAGAGGCCAAAAGAUUGAUGAACAUGUACAAAGAGAAAUCAUGAAUCACAGGUCACUCAUCCAUCCCAAUAUAAUAAGAUUCAAGGAGGUUUUGUUGACGGCAACACAUUUGGCGCUAGUAAUGGAAUACGCCGCCGGAGGAGAACUGUUCGGAAGAAUCUGCAGCGCCGGGAGAUUCAGUGAAGACGAGGCAAGGUUUUUCUUUCAGCAGCUUAUAUCAGGAGUUAAUUACUGUCACAGUCUUCAAAUAUGCCAUAGAGAUUUAAAGCUAGAGAACACUUUGUUGGAUGGAAGUGAAGCGCCGCGCGUAAAGAUUUGCGACUUCGGAUAUUCAAAAUCAGGCGUUCUUCAUUCGCAACCAAAGACCACUGUAGGAACACCUGCUUACAUUGCGCCUGAAGUGCUCUCCAAGAAAGAGUAUGACGGCAAAAUCGCUGAUGUUUGGUCUUGUGGAGUCACUUUGUAUGUCAUGCUUGUUGGUGCUUAUCCUUUUGAAGAUCCUUCUGAUCCUAAAGAUUUUCGGAAAACCAUCGGUCGGAUUCUCAAAGUUCAGUAUUCCAUUCCUGAUUAUGUUCGAGUUUCGGAUGAAUGCAGACAUCUUCUCUCUCGGAUAUUCAUUGCCAACACUGAAAAGAGAAUAAGGAUAGAGGAGAUAAAGAAUCAUUCUUGGUUUCUCAAGAAUUUGCCGGUAGAGAUGUCUGAAGGAUCAUUGAUGAUGAAUGGUCCAUCGACUCAAACAGUGGAAGAGAUAGUGUGGAUCAUUGAGGAAGCUCGGAAACCGAUCACAGUAGCUACUGGACUCUCCGGUGCUGGUGUCUCUGGUGGAAGCAGUAAUGGUGCCAUUGGAAGUACCAGUAUGGAUCUCGAUGACUUGGACACCGAUUUCGACGACAUCGAUACCGCUGAUCUCCUUUCCCCUAUGUGAACAAAUUUUAUUACAAAAACAAAAGCCAAAGAUUUCAUGUUUCUGAAGCUGAUACACAGACGUGAUUAUAAUUGUCAUCUUAAGAGUUUUGUUUAUUAAGUGUUGUCCAUUAGACAUUUUCAUUCAUGUAUUAUACGUAUAUAAACAGAACAUAUUUAGUAUAAAUUAAGUUUCUCUGUCA
Arabidopsis lyrata subsp. lyrata is the source of this 1813-nucleotide messenger RNA. Its product is annotated as serine/threonine-protein kinase SRK2C. Gene Ontology annotation, molecular function: ATP binding; protein serine/threonine kinase activity. Bases 601 to 1632 code for a protein of 343 amino acids. Gene Ontology annotation, biological process: intracellular signal transduction; protein phosphorylation. The transcript has 6 exons. The record is from RefSeq and is a predicted model, not a curated record. NCBI's taxonomy places the organism in Eukaryota, Viridiplantae, Streptophyta, Magnoliopsida, Brassicales, Brassicaceae.